AUGUUUUUUCAGGAGAGCAAAAAAAGCAACGCAAUUGAAACGACACCUGAUCAUCCUAUUGAACAUCCACAAGGGCAUACAUAUGAAAAUCCUAUUGAGAACCCUAUUGAGCAUCCUCUUAGACGUUCUUAUGAAAUAUCUCUUAAAAAGCCAAAUCCAGCUAUUGAGUCAACUCUUAGUCUGAUUUAUGAACAAAUAUCAUCGAUUACAGAAAUUAAAAAUAAAUUCUCAAAUGACUUUUUAAAAUGAAGUUGCUGUUCAAAAUUGCUUAAAAGUAGUUUAAAUUCAAUUGAGCAAUAUAACCACACUCUUGAUCAAAUUAAAACUGCGGUAGAAAAUGCUCAAUCGAUUGAUGAUUUUCCUUUAUCAUUAUUGGAAAUUAUGAAUAUUGCAGAUAAUAUUAAAAUCCAAAUAGAAUGCAUAGAAAAAUUAAAUGAAAUUUUAUUAUUGGAAAAUCAAGUUAAGAUGUAUUGGCUUGCAAAGUUUUCAGAAAACCCAGAAAAGAUUGAUAAGCUAAAAUCUGAAUUGAGUAGCACAAUAGAGGAUAUAGAAAAUUGGUGCUCCCAUCUUAGAAAAAUUAAAAAUCAAUUAAAAUUUAUAGAUGAUGCAAAAAUAUAUAACGAUGACCACCCCUCAAUCUUCAUGUCUAUUGCAACAAAAAUUUUUCGAAAAAAUUUUCAUGCCUACUGCAACACAACAUUUUUAUAAAACAAAUUAAUGCAUUUUUCUCUAGAUGAGUUUCUCAAAAAAAACAUAAAAACGGCGCUGCUGUAGGCGUUUCAAUGACCUUCUCAUCAAGAUUUAGACGGCUAUUGUUAUCGCUCGCCAUUUUAUUAAACUUAUCUAGCUAAAAAGCACGGAAAAUUUAAGAUGCGCAUCGAAAAUUUGCCGCAAGAGGAUUAGGAUUAGGAUUAUUACAGACAGGCGCUAGCCAUAUUGGUGACGCAGCCACCAAAGACCUCCAGUACGGAAGGUUCUACCGCUUUUCGACUCCAGCCCAGAGGGUCUAUCCCUCUUACGAGUUCUUUCCGGUACCUUCUAUCUCCUCCUUGCCUUGCGGCUUCAGUCUUGAGUGAGCGGCUUAUGGAUUUCUGCGGUCCUGCUACGGGCGAUAGGAGUAGCUUGAUUCCAAGGAUCCUUGGAGUCUAUCGAGUGUCAAAGUGCCUUCCUUCGACAGCUACAGGAAAAAGACUGUUCCCCUGUGGCCUGGGCUGAAUCCCCAGUUUUCUCCGGAGAGGAAUGCCUUGGGUCCUCGGAUCCAAAGGACGUUGCUGAGCGCAUCUAUUUCCAACCACAGAAAUGCAGCCAAAACCUUCCCGGAUACACACUUCUUGAGCCUGCAUCUGAUUCUUGGCUCGGAGUCCGUCCCAGUUCGUCGUAGCCAUAAGGUCUGGACUGCUGCGCCAAGAGGGCAGGUUGUCACGUGUCGCCAUUUUAUGUAUAUAAUUUGUUGCAAGAGACAUGAAAAUUAAUAUUUUUUUUAUAUAAAAUUUUAUAUUAAAAAAUUGCAUUUUUGUUGCAAUAGGGGGGUCAUCGUUAAUAUCAUCAAUGCACUAAAGCCAAUUUCUGAAUUAAUAAAUAACAAUUUUAAAGUCAAGCACUUUUUUUAUAUCAAAGAUAGUCAGCUUUGAAUAUAUGGUACAGAAGCUUGAAGAUGGUCUUAUAUUUCUUUGCCUUUUGAUCAGUAUGAUUCUUAUUCAUAUGAUGGAAAAGUCAUAGAGCUUCCAAAUUCUGAAAUUUUUUGUUUAACAGAUGAUAAUGAUAUAUUUACAUUUGACCUAAAAACAUGACGCAUCAACAAAAAAUAUCCUGAUUCGAGUGGGUAUAGAUAUUCGCUGUUACUUUCUUAUGAAAAUUGUGUUUAUUUAUUUUGUUUUAAGCCUAACAGCCUUGCUUGCUUAGAAAAAUUUAAUAUAUCUAGCACCAUAAAAACAAGCUUGCCUAGUCCUCCUAUCGAUUGUAAAUCAUCUUUAUCAGGCUGUGUAUAUAAAAAUUCCUUUUUAUUUUGUGCUAAAGCAAGUUCUAGAUUAUUCAAAUUUGACCUCUUAAUAGAAAGCUACUCACAACUUCCAAUUUCAGUAAAUUCAAAGUUUGUAAAAAUGCUAUUUACUGGAAACAUGAGAGUUUAUAUCGCAAAUCAAAAUUAUGGGAUUUUUGAAAGUGAGGUUGACAAUGAAUAUCAUUGGAAUCAAAUUGGCCAAUAUCAGAUUGAUUCAAUUGAAAAAUGCAUUGACUUUAGCCACUUAAAUUUUACUUAUUUUUCUAUUGUGAAACAUGGACUAAUGAAAGUCUAUCUAUUUGAUUUGGGAAAUAAGAAAAUUUAUAAGACUAAUAAAGAUUACUAUGGUAGGGUGGAUAUUUAA
Molecule: messenger RNA, 2363 nt
Organism: Blepharisma stoltei
Lineage: Eukaryota; Ciliophora; Heterotrichea; Heterotrichida; Blepharismidae
Source: the annotation of a GenBank genome assembly